Messenger RNA from Vicia faba (fava bean), 624 nucleotides. The record is from the annotation of a GenBank genome assembly. NCBI's taxonomy places the organism in Eukaryota, Viridiplantae, Streptophyta, Magnoliopsida, Fabales, Fabaceae.
AUGAAUCUGGUAAAUAAGGAUAACCUUACAAAUAAUGAGAAUGUUCCUGCUUUUAAUACACUCCAAGUUAUCCUCUCACCUAAUGCUUUUUCAUCUCCACCCAUUAUCCAUUCCACAACUCAAUUAUCUUCAAUGAUAUCCAUGCUAGAAGCUGAACUAAUUCCUACCCAACAACCUUCAAAUCUCUCACUCUCAUCAUCCACUGUCACUGCUCCUUCCACUAUCAUUAUGCCCUCUCCUCCCAGAGCAAACAACCAAGAUGUAUCUACUAAUACUUCCCAAAUUUCCAUACCACAAACAAUCUCCGAAGAAUUCAAUCAUCAAAUCGAUACGUUGCUUUUUCAUCAUGAAAACCAAUCUGUCGAACAACACUACAACAUUCCUAAUGUUGACUCUGAUCUUCUUAUUGCUGAAACUGCUCAUACCUCUUUACGUGUUGAGUCCCCAAUUUUCUCCUCUCUAAAGAAUGGAGAUACCGGAUUUGACAUAGACACUCUAAUGCUAAAUCCUAAAUAUGAUUCCUCUCUACUAUGUGAUAUCACAAAUGAUUCAAACACUCUGCUACCUGAUCCUGCGAGGAUAACCUUCUUAAACUCAUCAUUUUUUGUGGCAUCUCCAGCAUAA